This is a messenger RNA of Helicoverpa zea (corn earworm), 3459 nucleotides long. RefSeq names its product serine/threonine-protein kinase 40-like. The record is from RefSeq and is a predicted model, not a curated record. Bases 276 to 2195 code for a protein of 639 amino acids. The transcript is spliced from 8 exons. Gene Ontology annotation, molecular function: ATP binding; protein kinase activity. Lineage: Eukaryota; Metazoa; Arthropoda; Insecta; Lepidoptera; Noctuidae. Gene Ontology annotation, biological process: protein phosphorylation.
AAGGACUCUUGAAUGUAAGUUAAAUAAGAAAAUAAAGUUCAACGGGUGGAUCAUAUGCUCGCUUAGUUUCUGAACGAAAAUCAGACAUUUUCAUUUCGUAGGUAAAUAAAUCAGACUUACGAACAUUGUAUUAUUUUCAUCGUAACGACUCCUUCCGCAUCAUCAAUCGCAAAAAACCAGUAAAACAUAAACCUUCCAAGUGACUCCUACAUAAACAUAGUGAUUAGCAUUGUAUUAGUGAUUGAAAUCAACUAGUGAAUUUGCACUAAAUAGUUAUGGAUCAAGAGAGGCCAGAAAGCAGUUCGAACCAUGGAAAGAGGACACGACCUUUGUUACUUCAACCAAGUCCGAAGAUCGCUAGAGUGUCAGCGUACGCGAGCUCAACGUCUAGUGGGGUCUUAAAGAACUCCAAAAAGUUCGGUCCCCACUCGCCGAAGAGGGCUAAAGUAUCGUAUAACAGGAAUGAUGUGCCAGCACCUGGAACGCCAGUUCCUGACAAGCUGGUUCGUAAGGCGGGUCCAUACCUCCUUGGUCCUAAACUCGGGCCGAGUCCUGUGAAAAGCAUAGUGCAGUGCUUGGCUAGGAAGGAAAGAACAGAUGAGUUUUACCAGGUGAAGAUUUUAACCCUAAGAAAUGAAGGGCAGCCAGAAACCCAAGAUGAUAGACAAGGCAAGAUGCUGCUGCAUACUGAAUAUUCUUUACUGUCCUUAUUGAAGGACCAAGAUGGGGUAAUUCACCACCACGGAUUGUAUAAGGACCAUGCAUUAGAAGAAGUGCCUAAUCCAAACGGCAACGGUUUUAUCUACACGGGCCGGGUUCGACAGCGUCUCUUCCUAGUACUGGAUUGCGUCAGUUCUCACCAGUUCAGUGAGAAAGGAUCAGAGCUGGUCAACCUUCAGCAGUACGUUACUAAAGUCAAGAAGGUGCCGGAGAAAGAGGCUAUACUGAUAUUCUAUGAUAUUGUGAGGGUUGUCGCUAAUUUGCAUAAGAGGAAUAUUGUGCAUAGGGACUUGAAGUUGGGCAAUAUAGUGCUGAAUCAACGGACAGGCCGGGUUAUCAUCACCAACUUCUGUUUGGGCACCCAUCUCGGUAGUGACCGGGACCUUUUGAAGGAUCAGAGAGGAUCACCAGCCUACAUCUCCCCAGACGUGUUACUCUGCAAGCCUUACCUAGGCAAGCCGUCGGACAUGUGGGCUCUAGGCGUUGUCUUGUACACCAUGCUUUACGGACAGUUCCCAUUCUGCGAUACCAGUCUAGCACAACUGUUUAGCAGGAUACAGGCUGCUAAUUAUAAUAUACCACCAGAUGGCAACUCUGUGCAAGUGUCCGACAACACUGUGUUCCUAAUACAAAGGUUGCUGGUCAAAGAUCCCAAACAUAGACUAAUGGCUGAUGAGGUACUAGACCAGCUUUCUAGCAUUAUAGCAAGCUACGUCACCAUUCCAAACCCGCCCGAAGAUUUACAAGUAGUUCCCGAUGUACCUUUAGAGGAAGAAAAUAAAGAGAAAUCGCCGAAUACCGUCCAGUCUUCUAGUGAAGUGGAUAGGAAACCCUUUCUCAAUAUACCUGACACUCAUAUUGAGAGGCCGCCUAAUCCUGCGGAUGAACUGGGCGUAUUCUGCGUGCCUCUACCAGACUUCCUCGCUCUAAACUUCCCAUCACCCACCCGAGUGAACCAAAACAGCAUCAUCAUCCAUCCCACCCACACAGCCGUUGAUUCUUCAUCCAUCACAUCCCCCAACCAGCAAAACCAGCGACAAAUCACCGUUCAGAGAAUCGGAAGGGAUGCCCGACCACUUCUGCCCUGCGAAAUAGCCAGGUACCAACAUAUGUUUGCUUCCAACCAACCUUCGCGACCAGAACCAAAUCGCAGACCAGAUGCACCCAAUUUCGUCCCCGAAACAAGACAAGAAAGACCACAGAAUUCCAGACUUCACAGCUUAGCACAACGCAUUCCGAGACUCAACCCUAUAGCGACCACUUCGGGACAAAAUUCUGCAGAUUUCAGAGUUAUACAGUGGUCCGAAUCUCGGUCUAGGGGUUGGGACAACGAUUACGUGUUACGAUUGCCGGUUCUAGAUCUUUCUAGAGUGAAUGGGAAUAGGAUUAUGAAUCCGGCGCCUGUUCAUACGAUUAAUUCGGAAGCUGUGGUUAAUCACCCGAGGCCUCACGUUGACCCUUCCGACGUUGAUUAAAACCUCUUUAGAGUAAUAGACAGAUUAAAAAAAAUUGGUAAGUGUAGCAACCCAAGUAUAUUUUAUGUCUAUGGAAAAUUUUCUAAUUUGAUAUUUUGUUUCACAUGUAUUCUAGAAAGAUACUUAAGUAUGGAUCUAGAAUUUUUUUUAAUCAAUCAAAUGAUUUUACGAAAUUAUUUGUUCUUGAGUUUAAUUUUAGACUAAAGGCCUAAGUAUGUAUGCAGAUAGAUUCUAAUUACUUUUGUAGCUAUGUGUUUAAUCUAUGAUCAAUGUGUUGAUGGUAUAGCUAAGGUCGAGACACCGAGUUUUUGAACAACCAAUAGAAUUUAUUUAUUCAAACAAAUGGUCUCUGCCCACUCAGACCUAUACCCGAGUAGAGGAAUCCUAUUGGUUGUUUAAAAACUUGCCUUUUCGGCUCUGGGAGUCUGGGCCCAGUUGUUAUUUAAUAAGUGCUCAACUGAAUAUAAAUGUCUAUGUAAUCAUGAAAGAAGUGACUUAAUGCCUGCCAAAAACGAACAAGACUUCAUUGAUUUGAUUCGAUAUAUGCCAAUUGUAUGUUUUAUUUUCUAAAACCACAAAUAAAUUUCCGUGGAGAUCGGCCGACGCAAACAUUAAAAAAAAAUUAAGAAAAUAUUGUAUUGCUAAUUACUGGCUGAAACCAAUUUAUUUUACUGCCAAAACAAAUGAAACACGAAAAGACUUUGUUGCAAUGGCCCUAGAGUCCUUUUUUAUUUGGCAGUAAGUUUGUCUUAGCGAGGCAAUUGAAUUUAGUUUUGCAGUAUGAACGGAAUUUAAUAUCUGUUACGAUUUCCUUCUUUAUAAUCGUUUAAGUCUGAUACUUGUAAAUUAGCACUGUAUUAAUUUUAAGUAUAUUUGUUUAAAAUUAAGCAAAAUAGUUUGUGGGUUGCAAAAGUAAGGAUAUAAGUAUUGUACAACAAUAUUUAUAUUUACAACCACAUAAAAAGUGGAAUAUGAUUGUAUAGUUCGUGCCAAACUUAAUGUCGGUUCGCGACUGUCUUCUGCCAUUAAGAUUGGCGCAAAUUACACUAUACCCUAUUCACGGAGCCAUGAGCCAAAUGGUAAACAAACCAUAAAAAGGGUUCUUUAUAAGUCACAUUUGAAGUAGUGAACAUAUUUUAUAAAAAUAACUACGCAAGUAAUACACUGACAACAUUAAAAAUGAUAUUUUAGAACGAUGUCUGUAGGACUUAUGUAAUCCUUUCAGAAUUAUUUGAAAUCAAAUAUAAUAAAUGCCGUAAAUUAU